Corvus hawaiiensis (hawaiian crow) is the source of this 2908-nucleotide messenger RNA. It is a transcript of the gene NAGPA, whose product is annotated as N-acetylglucosamine-1-phosphodiester alpha-N-acetylglucosaminidase. The transcript has 10 exons. The record is from RefSeq and is a predicted model, not a curated record. Bases 1 to 1725 code for a protein of 574 amino acids. NCBI's taxonomy places the organism in Eukaryota, Metazoa, Chordata, Aves, Passeriformes, Corvidae.
AUGGCGGCGUGUGGGGCGGGCGGGGGUCCCGGCCGGGCGGGGGUCGGGGCGGGCCCGGCUCCGGGACGGGGAUCGGGGCGAGCGGGGGUCGGGACGGUCGUGGCGGCCGCGCUGGCGGUGCUCGGCUCGCUGCAGGUGGCCCGCGGCGCCGGGAGCCCCCCCAGCGAGCCUCCGCUGCAGCCGUACCCCCCCUGGCAGCACGGCCCUCGGCACAGCCACCGGCACGUCAGGGACUGCCAGCCCCUCAAGUACGGCAACGUCACGCACGAAGCGUGGCCCGGCGACAACAGCACGGCCGGCCCGGUGGCUGUCACCAGAACGUUUGUCUCGUACAUCCCCCCGGAGGGCAGCGACCGCAAGGUGAUCUAUGGCCACUUCACUUUCGUGAGGAACCCCCUGAGGACCUUCUCCGUGCUGGAGCCGGGCGGUGCCGGCGGCUGCCUGGCUCAGCGCAGAGCCCCCGUGGAGGAGACUGCAAAGCUCAGGAAGUGUCUGGUGGCCCAGAACGGCGGGUACUUUAACAUGGAAACUGGAGAGUGCCUUGGGAAUGUUGUGAGUGAUGGAAGGCUGGUGAGAGACUCUGGAGGCCUACAAAACGCUCAGUUUGGCAUCCGGAAAGAUGGCACCAUGGUGUUCGGUUACCUGUCUGAGGAAGAUGUCCUGGAUCAAUCCAACCCUUUUGUGCAGCUUGUGAGUGGGGUGGUUUGGCUCCUGAGAAACGGAGAGGUGUACAUCAACCAGAGUCGGGCGGCCGAGUGUGGUGACACUCAGACCACAGGAACCUUUGACAGGUUCAUCAAUGUGAUCUCAGCCAGGACUGCCGUGGGACAUGACAGUCAGGGCCGGCUGGUCUUGGUUCACGUGGAUGGACAGACAGAAUCCAGAGGGGUCAACCUGUGGGAAAUGGCAGAAUUCCUGAAGCAGCAGGGAGUCAUCAAUGCUAUCAACCUGGAUGGUGGAGGCUCUGCCACGCUGGUCCUGAACGGGACCCUCGCCAACUACCCCUCUGAGCACUGCUCCUUUGACAGCAUGUGGCGGUGUCCCCGGAGCAUCUCCACCGUGGUGUGUGUGCACGAGCCGGGCUGCGACCCUCCUGACUGCAGUGGCCACGGGCUCUGCGUGGCCGGGCACUGCCACUGCGACGGCCACUUCUGGGCAGGUCCCGCCUGUGACACCUUGGACUGCGGCCCUGCCAACUGCAGCCUGCACGGCGUCUGCAGCACCUCUGGAUGCCUAUGUGACGCCGGCUGGACUGGCAGCAACUGCACUGAAGAGUGUCCCCUGGGCUGGUUUGGGCCGAGCUGCCAGAGCCGCUGUGCAUGUGACCACUCGUGUCCCUGUGACCCCGAGACGGGCAGCUGCAACAUCACCCACCACGGGGCACUGCAGGACCACUUACACAGAGCUGGGCAGUGUUUGGUUUCCCAGAAUAAGGAAAAGAGCAAAGAAAAAUUCUCUCUGUCAGAAGGCUCGUGGCUCUCCCUGAGCUCUGCCUUGGCCCUGGUGCUUCUGCUGAGUGCCCUGGGGAACGUGGGGCUGGUGCUGCGGGUGCGGGCACAGCGGCAGCACCGGGACUGGGACUAUCGCUACCACCCCCUGAGGGACAUCAACGGGGACACCUCGCACAGACCGCCCUCUGCUGCCUGGGACCGGGAGGAUAUUCAGGAGCCGGAGGACACUCGGGAACCCGAGGACACUCAGGACCCAAACCAAGAGCUCCUUUAGAGUCGUGGAUGGGAAGAGAUGAGGUAUUUCACUGUGCACCCCUGCACAGCCCCUCAGCACCAGCUGGGACUGGGGUUCUUCCCACUGGGAGUCUCAAACUGCUGCCUGAGGAACCUCAGCCCAAGAACUCCCCUGCUUGUGAGGCCAUGGUUUUCUUUUCCCUGCUGCUCCAGCACUCAGGACUGCAGCAUUAGGGGAUGCAGGACAUCCUCUGGGUGAGGGAAUUCCACAGCUGCAGCAGGAGAGGGCCUGGUUCCUUCCAAAACUUGAGGGAAACAGGUGAAGGAUGCAAGCUACGGUACCUCAGAAGGGUCCCUGUUCACCUGAGCAGUGCUGAGUAUUUUUAAGAUGCAAGAUAAAUCACCUCUAGUACAAAGCUGGGCUUAAGGGUAUUACAGUCAAUGUCUGCCCUUCCUUGCUAAGCUCAGAUUUUAAUCAGAAAAGUGACAAAACGUUUGUUCUAAAAUGUUGAAGCAGGCAAGCAGAGCCCUCCUCCCCUGGCCACGGUGGUGGCUCAGGGGUGACACCCAGGGUUGUGACAGCCCCGUGCAGGGCUGGAAUGUUUUCUGACCAAUCUUCAGCCCAGAGCAGCCCCAGAGGGUGAUGAGUGCUGUGUUUUGGGGCAGCUCGUACAGCACAGCACCACAGAAAGCCCUGUCAGGUCACAGGUUCCGUUUGUGCAUCGCUCCAGCUCCCCGGAGCUGAAGGGCCCUGCCCGGCUCCAUCAGCUGAGGGACCCCGGCCCUGACACAGCCCGGAGCUCCCCCUGUGGGGAGGAGCACGGACAGGGAGAGCCUGGCACGGCUGGCAUGACACAGACUGGGCUGCCCUGGCCCAGCUGGGCACUCCUCAGAGGGACCAGCAAGGGCCCCAGCCAAGCCAGGAUCCCGAACAGCUCGUCUGGAAACGUGGAGCACAUCCUUGCAGUUCCAUUAAACAGUGUUUGAGAUUGCUUCCCUGUGAGGGAAACCCAGCCUUGCAUGAGCCCCUUGGAUGCUGCAGAGGGGUGAGAGCCUGUCUGAGCCUCACACAUCUUUAUGCACUCCCUUUUUUACCUCUCCAAGUAAAGGAUGUGUAAUUUCUGUGCCAGUGUUGGCAUCCAAUCAGCCUGUAACCAAGAGACUCUAUUUUUCUAUGAUUUACAGAAGAUUAUUUGAAACUUGAAUAAAGUCUAUUAGUGCUA